Lactuca saligna is the source of this 619-nucleotide messenger RNA. The record is from the annotation of a GenBank genome assembly. NCBI's taxonomy places the organism in Eukaryota, Viridiplantae, Streptophyta, Magnoliopsida, Asterales, Asteraceae.
AGAACAAGUACAAAUGCAGCAUGUGCAAAUCCUAUGAGAAAGUCAGAAUGAAACUGAUGUUAUUGGAGGCUCCUAAUGUGCUUACUGUUUCAUUGAAGAGAUUUCAUUGUGUUAAAUUUGGGAAGCUGAACAAAUCGGUUGAGUUCCCAGAGAUUUUAGACAUGGAUCCAUAUGUUAGUGGGUCAAGUGAUAAGUCGCCAGUUUACAGGCUUUAUGGGGUGGUGGUUCAUGUAGAUACAAUGAAUGAUGCCUUUUCUGGUCAUUAUGUUUGCUAUGUUAAGAAUCAUCACAAUCAAUGGUUCAAAUUUAACGACACCAUGGUGAACGAGGUGGAUCUUCAACAUGUAUUAACAAAAGGCGCAUACAUGCUCUUUUAUGCAAGAUGCUCCCCACGGACACCACGAUCAAUACGCAGCUCAAUAAUCCAGCAUCAAGAUGCACGAAAACACAAAACAUUUGUUCACUCCACUGAACCUUGGCAGGCUUGCAAUUACCAGCCGACUUCUUAUCUUGGUUACCGAUACCGGAGUCUGGAGUAGGAAUCUUCCUCCUCCAGUGACAACUCGGGGUUCUUCUCAGACUCAUGUUCUUGCAGCACAGAUAACAGCACCCAAAAGGA